Messenger RNA from Nerophis lumbriciformis (worm pipefish), 1821 nucleotides. NCBI's taxonomy places the organism in Eukaryota, Metazoa, Chordata, Actinopteri, Syngnathiformes, Syngnathidae. The record is from RefSeq and is a predicted model, not a curated record.
AUGCAUUGUUUGAAAACUCUUAGGACAGUCAACCCCGCAGUCUUGCAGUUGUUGAAAAAUGCAGGAAUCGUGACAAGAAUUGGAGCUGACAGCAGUGUUUUGUCCAGGACGCAACAAACUGGUUUUUUGCCAUGCCGUGUCACAGCAUCACCUCACACUCAAAGGAACCUUCAUCACCAAACCGAUGCUGAUGUAGACGAGGGACACACCAAGUUGAUGUCCAGUAUGGAGGAUCUACUUUUCUACACCAUCACCGACGGCAAAGAGAUGAUCCCCAUCUCGCAGUUCAUAUCAGCUUUGAGAAAAACAGGUCUGUGGACAUCUGACCCUCGGCUACGUGACUGUAUGCGCCAGAUUCGCCAAGUCACACUUGACUCUCUGGGCCCCGUCAUGAUGGACAAAACCCUCUUCAGAAGGUGUGUAGGUAACAACAUUAUGUUGCUGACGAAGGCCUUCCGAAAAAUGUUCAUCAUUCCAGACUUUCAAGUGUUCACUCAGAAGAUCAAUGAAUUAUACGACAGUGCACAAGAGCAAGAUGGAGGACAUGUAGCUGAUUAUAUUCCUCAGCUUGCCAAAUUCAGCCCUCACCUGUGGGGUGCGUCGCUUUGCACCAUUGACGGACAAAGACACUCAGUGGGUGACACCAAGGUUCCCUUCUGUCUUCAGUCUUGUGUCAAGCCACUGGAGUACGCCAUCGCUGUUCACGAGCUCGGAGGCGAGCACGUACACCAAUAUGUGGGCAAGGAGCCCAGCGGGUUCAGGUUUAACAAUCUGUCCUUGAAUGAUGAAGAUAGGCCACACAAUCCAAUGGUGAAUGCCGGAGCAAUCGUUAUCAGCUCUUUAAUAAAGCCUAACUCAAACAAAGCGGAAAGGUUCGACUAUGUAAUGGAAUUUUUUAAGCGAACAGCUGGAACAGAGUAUGUUGGCUUCAGCAAUGCAACGUUCCAGUCAGAGAGGGAGACAGGUGAUAGGAAUUAUGCAAUUGGUUAUUACCUCAAGGAGAAAAAGUGCUUCCCUGAGAAUUCUGACAUGACUGCUGCCCUUGACUUCUACUUUCAGCUGUGCUCCAUCGAGAUGACAUGCGAGUCAGGUAGCGUCAUGGCGGCCACCCUGGCAAAUGGAGGCAUUUGUCCAACCACGGGCGAACGCGUGCUGAGCACGGAGGCCGUUCGCAACACUCUGAGUCUUAUGCAUUCUUGUGGGAUGUACGACUUCUCCGGACAGUUUGCCUUCCAUGUUGGCUUGCCCGCCAAAUCUGGGGUUUCAGGAGCCGUGCUCCUGGUGGUCCCGAAUGUCAUGGGUAUGAUGUGUUGGUCCCCCUCUUUGGACCGCCUGGGGAACAGCGUGCGCGGCAUUCACUUCUGUCAGGAGCUGGUUUCUCAUUUUAACUUCCACAAUUACGACAACCUGAGACACUUCACCAAGAAACAUGACCCCAGAAGAAGCAUGGAUGACGAGCCUAACAAGUCAGUCAUAAACUUGAUGUUUGCGGCCUACAGCGGCGAUGUCGCUACUCUCAGGAGGUUUGCUCUCUCAACUUUGGACAUGGAGCAGAGAGACUACGACUCUCGAACAGCUCUCCAUAUAGCUGCCUCAGAAGGUCAUGUAGAAGCUGUGAUCUUCCUAACUGAAGAAUGUAAAGUUAAUCCUUUCAUCAAAGAUAGAUGGGGGAACACUCCUCUAGAUGAUGCCGGACAGUUUGGCCAUCAUGUCAUCGCCAACAUCUUGCAGCAGUACCAGCACGUGUACAACGACAGUGAAUCGUCAGACUACAAGGAGGAGCAGAAGACCAAUGUGGACACGCUGAAGAGCCUCAACUGA